AUGAUGUCUACGUCCGUGAGAGCCAGUUCGGCGCCAAGUUCAUCGAGGCCGGAGAAGGUGCUGGACACCAGAGUGGCAGAACUGAAUUUUCAAGUCCCAGCAGUAAGCAUGAAGACACAACCUCCUCCUGUCAACGACCACAUCAUCCCAGAUGAACUGCUGGUCAGCCUGACCUCCACUGUCUGCAACAGGAGCACACUGGGGCACACUGCACACCAUCGGCACUGCAAGGAAUGUGGAAUCAGACGGCCGGAUGCAGUCUGGCAUCACCAGCUCGGACGCAGUAAAUACAAGUUCUUUCUGGAGCAGCCAACGUCCCUAACUGGAGCCGGCAGGGAUAUUUCAUUCCUGUGUGAUGCUGUGGCAACCCAGAGGAAGACAACACCCCUCCCACCACUGACUGAAAGGAGUGGCAUUGGAGACACGCAGAACUUGAAUGUCUCAGAAAGUCUGAUCCCAGAGGAAUAUCACAUUGUGAAAAACAAAGGGCUGCGGAGCCUUGAGUUCUUUGAGGAUGCAUUCACAGUGCAGCUACAGGAUGAUGAGCAGAAGCUACGGGUCUUUCCUUCACUGAGGCCCAGUGGGAGGCUGGAAGUGGUCCAGUUGAUGAGGAUGAUGGACGACAUGCUGGAGAAGGCCGGAGUGGAUCAGCAGAGUGAGGAGCUGACAGAACUCUCCCAGAUGGAGGGUCUGUUGGAGCUGGUGCAGGUCGAGCAGAACAUCUACAACAUUGUUUUCCAUGAACUGAUCAGGCAGGUCAGCGUGGGCUGUGCUGAGAGAGGACAGCUGCUUGCCAAACUCAGACAGCGCUACCAGUCCCUGCUCGAGCGAAUCCCCAGCCGUCUGAAAGCUCUACACACUGAGACAGUGGCGCAGCGGGCUCUGGACCGCCGGCUAACUGAGGAGAUCCACCACAUCAAGACAGCCAUCCAGCAGCUCAACAUGGAACUGUCCAGAAUCAGAGACCAUGAUGCCUUUGUUUCCCAGCAGGCGGAGCGCGCUCACCUGCAGCUGGCUGGGGAGCUUGAGCAGACUCACACCAACUCACAUGUGGUCCAGGGUUACCACGAGCUGUAUGAGCUGCAGAGGGGUCGCCUUGAGGCUCAGCUGCUCCAGAUGACUGAGGAGAGAGACGGCUGGAGCAAGCUCACCUUCUGCCUCGCCCUCAAGGUGAUCAGUGUGAAGAAGCUGCAGCUGAUCAGUCGCCUGCAUGUCAUCGAGCAGAGCUGGUUCAAGACAGCUGAGCACUGCAGCCUUUACCUCACUCUGAAGGACACAGAGGACCUGAAUAUCAUCAUGGAGCUUAGUGACUACUGGAAAGAGCAGCUGGCUGCUUUCAUGUCCCAGCUGCAGAAGAAUGAGCAUGCUCAGUGGGAACAGAUCAGUGCAAUCCAGCAAGGCAUCGCCAAGUGGCUCACCUUCUGCACCACACAGAACAAGUGUCCUAACCCAAAAUAUGAGAAAGCUUCAUUGGAAAAGAUUCAUGCUGAUUUGAAGCAGUGGUCAAAUACAUUGGCCCUCCUGUGUGACCGCUACCAAGGUGAGAAGCUGCUUUUUGGCCAGCAGACACUGAAUGAGCUUGGCCGUGUCCAGGAAAGAUGGCUGAAUAUGAGCCUUCAGCUGUUCAGAAGACACCCUUAUUCUGAUGGUGAACCCCGUGAAGGCCAACAGUCCCUAAGAGAGCUGGACAGGGUCCUAUCUGAUCUCCUCAAACAGCUGGACACCCAAAUCACUGGAGAGAAUGGGAUCCACGGAGAGAUCAUGUCACUGCUUAGGUUGAUGGAGUCCCGAGUUUCCAAGCUUGGUGCAGUGAUUGGACGGCAAGAGACAAUGUCUAUCCCUGACUGGCUGAAGCUGGAGACGGCCCUGCGCAUGUGGCAAAGUUUGGCUGAAAAAGCCUUUCAGAACAUGUCUAGCUCGCAGACAGACAACAAAACGGACAAAAACAAGCUUGACAUAUAUACAGACACAGAAAAGGUGUUAGACAAUGUGCAGCAGUUCAUAACCAACCUGUCCAACUUCACUGAUGGUGAGAAGCAGAGACUUAGUGAGGAGAUCAGUUCUAUUCACAUGGCUCAGACCCGCUGGAUGUUGGAUCUGUUGCUCCUCAUGGUACCUGACUAUAGCGAGGACCACGACCAAGAACAGGAACACCACUACAGUACAAACAUCUCACUACAGACACUAGAAGAGGAUGCCAAGAUGCUGGCUGAGAAACUGAAUUUUUUUUCCAUAUACAUCAGCAGCUCUUGCAAACUGAUUCUGGAGGAGCAUAUUCUGCAGAAUUCACAUGACAUCGAGGCUGAAAAUGAGAUGAAUGAAUGUAAAAAGCUACAGAGGGACUGCAUUGACUGGGAGGAGACCUGUAUAAUCCUGUGCUCAGGAUUGAGAGGCGGUCCUGUGGAGCUGCCCGUCCAACAGGCUGACCGCGCCUCCAGGAGUGAUGUCCCUGUCUCUCCAGCAGACAGCAAGCAGGGGGAGCUAACGGUUUGUGAAAGCCCAGUGGUAAAGCUGAUUAGCUAUGAUGGGAACAUUACACAAAGAAAGCUGGGAGAGAGCAGUGUCCACCUGAAUGGGCCUGAGCUGGUUGUAUCCCCAACAACAGAAGUAGCCCAGAAAGCUUUUAGUGAUCUGACCACGGUAGGAUUGCUGCAGCAGGAACUGCAGGAUUCAGAGCUGCGUGUCCAGAGUACCGAGCAGCGAGCACUGAAGGCUGAGGAAGCCCUGCAGUCAGCGUUGGAGAAGAUUCAGGACCUGGAGAAACAACUGCAGGGUCAUUCUAGUCUGGAGCCCAAAAGAAGUGAAGUCGACCGAGAGAAAAAGAAAACCCCACCACCUUCCCCACCACCAGUAACACCCCCAACUCCCCCAAAGAAAACCGCAGCUGAAGCCAAACAAACAAGCAUCCCCAAAAAGAACAAGAAACGGUGAUCUGACAUGGGAUCACGAGGUGUUUCAACUUAUGUAUGCAUGGGACUGUCCAGUUAUUUUUAAAAUCCCUUUUAGAUUUUUUUUGUUUCAUGUGUUUCUUGUGUUGUAAAAAACGCCUGCACUCCAUCACAAUCACAUCCAUAAGGGAAAGAGUAUUAUGUCUUCUGGUGCACAUUACCAACACAUGUACUGUCUCAAAACUUUACAAGAUAAGUUAGCACAAAGGAAG
Molecule: messenger RNA, 3160 nt
Organism: Etheostoma spectabile (orangethroat darter)
Lineage: Eukaryota; Metazoa; Chordata; Actinopteri; Perciformes; Percidae
Gene: axdnd1
Product: axonemal dynein light chain domain containing 1
Exons: 24
Coding region: 1-2931 (976 amino acids)
Source: RefSeq, a predicted model, not a curated record